AAACCUCACUGGACCGUCGUUAGGCGUUAGCCAAUUAAUCAUCACCAACGAAAAUGGCGAGUCCAGAGGAAGCGCAACUCGACCUCUUCCUUCAAUGGCUCCAGGCAAACGGAGCUCAAUUCCGCGGUUGUCAAAUCAAGUAUUGCGAUUCCAACAAAGGCUUCGGUAUUUAUUCCUCCGAUAAUACCCACGAAGAUGGGGUUAUUCUUGUUGUUCCCUUGGAUUUAGCAAUAACUCCGAUGAGGGUAUUGCAAGACCCUCUUAUUGGAGCAGAGUGUAGAGCAAUGUUUGAAGAAGGAGAAGUUGAUGAUAGGUUCUUAAUGAUUUUAUUUCUUACUGUGGAGCGUCUCCGUAAGAAUUCUUCAUGGAAACCGUACCUUGAUAUGCUUCCGACUACUUUUGGGAAUCCACUUUGGUUUAUGGAUGAUGAGCUGUUGGAGUUGAGAGGAACAGCCUUGUACAGAGCAACUGAAUUGAGGAAAAAGGAUUUGCUAACUGUGUACGAAGACAAAGUGAAGGAUUUGGUCAAGAAGCUUCUGGUUCUCGAUGGAGAUUCAGAAAGUGAUGUGUGCUUCGAAGAUUUCCUUUGGGCAAAUUCUAUAUUUUGGUCGCGUGCUUUGAACCUUCCUCUUCCGCAUUCUUAUGUAUUUCCUCAAAUUCAAGAAGAUCAGGAGAAGGAGAUUUCCUGUUCAGUUGACAAAAGUUCUGAGGUCUCCACCAGUAAUAUUUAUAGUGGAUCGCCAAUUAAUGAAAAUGAUGGAAAAAGAUUUGAGGCUCAUGGGAAUGAUACCGGAAUGACUGGAGUGACUUCCACAUCAAGACAAGGAGAAACUGUCUGGGUGGAGGGUCUUCUCCCUGGCAUUGAUUUUUGCAACCAUGACUUGAAGGCAGUGGCGACAUGGGAAGUUGAUGGAACAGGAUCAAUAACUGAAGUUCCUUUAUCCAUGUACCUUAUUUCUGAAUGGAAAGCUUUACAAAGUCCUUCGCUGGUUGAGAAAGAGAUUUCCAUUAGUUAUGGAAACAAAGGCAAUGAGGAAUUGCUUUACUUGUAUGGAUUCGUUAUCGACAAUAAUCCAGAUGACUAUCUCAUGAUUCAUUAUCCUGGGGAGGCACUCCAGAACAUUUCCUUCUCUGACUUCAAAGGACAACUGCUUGUAGCACAGAAUGCUGCAAUGCGGUGUCUUUUACCUAAAAAUUUGCUGGAUAGUGGGUUUUUUCCAGCAGGGUCCUCUAACAAUAAAGCAAAGAAUACCUGUGAAGCUGAUAUAAUUUGCAAUUUUAGUUGGAGCGGUCACCGCAGGACACCUUAUUACUUGAAUAAGUUGGUUUUUCCUGAAGAUUUUAUGACUGCCUUGAGGACCAUAGCCAUGCAAGAAGAUGAGGUUUCUAAGGUUUCCUUAAUGCUGGAAGAGCUUGUUGGGUCUGAAGGAGAAAGACAGCCAUCUGAGACAGAAAUAAGAACAGCGGUAUGGGAGGCCUGUGGGGAUUCUGGAGCUCUGCAAUUACUUGUUGACCUCCUUCAGAAAAAGAUGAUGGACCUCGAAGCGAGUUCUAGAACAGAGGACUGUGAUGCUGCACUUCUUGAGAAUGCCCUCAUUAUUGGAAGCCCAGAGCAGCAAACAAGCGCGGAGACAAAUGACAUAGCCCAGCACAAGCUGAUGAGUAGGAACAGGUGGUCUAGUAUAGUGUAUCGGAGAGGGCAGAAGCAACUGACUCGUUUAUUCCUCAAGGAAGCAGAGCAUGCCUUGCAAUUGUCUCUAAGUGAAGGACAUUGAGUAUUCAUAUCAUACAAUAAGUUUAUGGUGCCAAAUUUUUUAUUUCUGGAACGCUAAAAAUAAUUUUUCUUUUUGCAUAGAA
This is a messenger RNA of Theobroma cacao (cacao), 1857 nucleotides long. Its product is annotated as SET domain-containing protein. Gene Ontology annotation, molecular function: protein-lysine N-methyltransferase activity. NCBI's taxonomy places the organism in Eukaryota, Viridiplantae, Streptophyta, Magnoliopsida, Malvales, Malvaceae. Gene Ontology annotation, biological process: peptidyl-lysine monomethylation. The record is from RefSeq and is a predicted model, not a curated record.